Messenger RNA from Zootoca vivipara (common lizard), 1740 nucleotides. NCBI's taxonomy places the organism in Eukaryota, Metazoa, Chordata, Lepidosauria, Squamata, Lacertidae. The record is from RefSeq and is a predicted model, not a curated record.
UCCUUAGCUUAUGGAAAUGUUUCCUUGCAGGAAGAACCCACAUCUAGCCUUUGCCACUUAGAGAUGUUUGUGCUGCUGAAAUGUCUGGCCCGGAUCCUUGCUUUUUGGAUUUCUCUGCUAGACCAAACCAGGACAGAAUCAGACCACUCUUUUAUUACAUGCUUAAGUUUAUUUUUCUGAAGUUCUACAUGUAUUCAACAAACCAUCAAUUUUAAAGGAUCUAUUAAUGCUUCGCCCUCUACACUCAAAGGCCUCUGCUUCUGCUCCUUCCCAUAGGCGCUGACAAGGCAGCUUAUGCUGGUUACAUUACUUACUUCCUCUGGAUCAUCUCUACAAUAUGGUUACAAUCUCUGGGUAGCCAGCCAUCCAUCUACGCUCAUAUCAAACUUUGACAAUAGCUCAUAUGGACAGAGGAGGAAGCAGAUCAGCGAAGAAGAAGAAGAAUAUCUUGAUUUCCUCUACACUUUCACCAUUGCAAUCUAUUCCCUUGGAGGCCUGAUUGGGUCCCUUCUGGUCAGUUUCAUGGUGGACAGAUACGGCAGGAAAGGGGCCUUGGUAAUAAAUAACAUUAUGUCUAUAUUCUCUGCUGCCUUCAUGGGAUGUUCUGCCGUGAUACAUGCCUAUGAGUACACCAUAUUUUCACGCUUGGUCACUGGAAUAUGCUCAGGACUGUUCUCCUGCAUCGUCCCACUAUACCUUGGAGAGAUAUCCCCUAAAAACUUGAGGGGGUCCAUUAUGACGGUUCCUAUGAUCUUUGUCACCGUUGGCAUCAUGGUCUCACAGAUCCUUAGUCUUAAAGAGAUCCUCGGGACUGAGAAAGGUUGGCCGCUAUUGCUGUGCUUCACUGGAAUCCUGGCAGUGUUUCAAGUCAUCAUCUUGCCCAGCUUCCCCGAAAGCCCAAGGUUUCUCCUGAUUCAGAGGAAUGAUGAGGCAAAAGCCAGGCAAGUCUUGCAGAGGCUGAGAUGCAAGGAUGAUGUGGAAAGUGAGCUCGAGGAGCUCCACCAGGAGAACGUCUCGGUAAGGGCGGAGAAGGAGAUGAAUGCGGUGAAGCUGCUGUGCAACCAAGCAAUGCGUUGGCAAAUCAUCUCCGUGGUCAUCCUCAUGAGUGGCCAACAGCUCACAGGUGUCAAUGCGGUGUUCUAUUACUCAGAGAGAAUCUAUGCAACUUUGAGGAUCAAGAAGCAGGAAGCCCGGUAUAUCACUGUGUUGUCAAGUAUUUUCCUCACAGUCUCGCUGAUGAUCGUGGUUUAUACAGUAGAUUCUGUGGGGCGAAGGAUCCUCCUCCUCACUGGAUUUGGGAUAUGCAGCAUCCUCUGCAUUCUGUUAACCAUGACCCUUGAACUUCAGGACACCAUGCCAUGGAUGAAUUACAUCACUUCAGUCUUUUUCCUCCUCUUGAUCUUUGGGCACGUCCUUGGGCCAGGUCCCAUACCCAACAUGAUCAUACUGGAGCUGUUCCUCCAGCCAUCCCGCUCCGUUGCCUUCAUGCUUGGGGGCUUUGUGCACUGGUUCAUGCACUUCAUUAUGGGGAUGAUAUUCAUUCAGAUAGAGACACGGAUUGGUUCCUACACCUUCCUCCUCUUCUGGCCUCUCUGCGUAUUCAGCUUCAUUUACACCUUCAAGGUUAUCCCAGAAACCAACGGCAAGACCUUUCUGGAGAUCAAGAAGUACAUGUCAGCCAUGGCCAAGAAGGUGAAGGUCCAGGUCCAGGUCCCAAUGCGGCGGAUGUCAAAGGAUUGA